AUGUCCUCGGGUCGUGGCGAAUACUCACAAGUUGAAGCUUCCCCAGCAACAGUAGAAGAGAUUCAGCCUGGUUCCAACAGGACAACAGCAAGAAGGGACAUGGUGGGCCAAAAUACAACAGUAAAAGGAUUUUUGCUCAAGUUUUUAACAGAAGAAGACUUGACGCCCACCAGGACGCCCCGCCCACCGAAGACGCCCACCAGGACGCCCCGCCCACCAGGACGCCCCGCCCACCAGGACGCCCCGCCCACCGAAGACGCCCACCAGGACGCCCCGCCCACCAAAGACGCCCACCAGGACGCCCCGCCCACCGAAGACGCCCACCAGGACGCCCACCAGGACGCCCCGCCCACCGAAGACGCCCACCAGGACGCCCCCGCCCACCAGGACGCCCCGCCCACCGAAGACGCCCACCAGGACGCCCCGCCCACCAAGACGCCCACCAGGACGCCCGCCACCAGACGCCCCACCGAAGACGCCACCGAAAACGCCCACCAGGACGCCCCCCCGAAGACGCCCACCGGACGCCCCCCCCCGAAGAAACCGCCCCACCAGGGCGCCCCGCCCACCCAAGACGCCCCAGACCCCGCCACCGAAGACGCCCACCAGGAGCCCCGCCACCGAAGACGCCCCCCAGGACGCCCCGCCCAAAGAAGACGCCACAGGACGGGCCUUCAGAAGGGCAUUCUAGGGAGAGGCGAUCUCUCGGCCGCUUCCGCGUGUGAGUGUGGUUUCGAGACGCCCACAGGACGCCCCCCGCCCACCGAAGGACGCACACCAGGCGCCGCCCACCGAAGACGCCACCAGGGGACGGCCCCGCCCAACGAAGACGCCCACCAGGACGCCCCGACCACCAGGACGCCCGCCACCAGGGACGCCCACCCGCCCACGAAGAACGCCCACCAGGAGCCCCGCCCACCGAAGACGACCCCAGGACGCCCGCCCACCGAAGACGCCCACCAGGGACGCCCACAGGACGCCCCGCCCACGAAGACGACCACCAGGACGCCCCGCCCACCGAAAGACCCGACCACCAGGACGCCCCGAGCCACCCCCCGAAGACGCCACCGGACGCCCCGCCCACCAGGACGCGCCCCGCCCACCGAAUACCGCCCCACCAAGGACGCCCGCCCCCACCAAAGACGCCCACCAGGACCCCCCCCCCACGAAGACGCCCCCCACCAGGACCCCCCCGCCCACCGAAGACCCCCACCAGGACGCCCCCCGCCCCCCAAAGACCCCCACCAGACCCCCCCGCCCCCGGACCCCCCACCAGGACCCCCCCCGCCCACCGAAGACCCCCACCAGGACGCCCCCGCCCCCCGAAGACGAAACCGGACCCCCCCCCCCGAAGCGUUUUCCUCGGCGACGGCGACACCUGGUCUUGGCUUCCUCUGGUUAUUACCCACGCCUCUCCUAGGAACCAGCUCUUCCCUCCAUGUUCCCCUUGCAUCUAUAACCCGGAGCGAUACACAUGCUGGUGUCCAUCACCUCCUUCCAAAGGGUGCAGCUUGGAUGCCAGUUUCCAGUCCGCCUUCGCAGGGGACACACCGGCCACCGAGGAACCCCUAA
Penaeus monodon (black tiger shrimp) is the source of this 1572-nucleotide messenger RNA. RefSeq names its product extensin-like. The record is from RefSeq and is a predicted model, not a curated record. The transcript is spliced from 8 exons. Bases 1 to 1572 code for a protein of 523 amino acids. NCBI's taxonomy places the organism in Eukaryota, Metazoa, Arthropoda, Malacostraca, Decapoda, Penaeidae.